Messenger RNA from Ziziphus jujuba (common jujube), 1295 nucleotides. Its product is annotated as salicylic acid-binding protein 2. Lineage: Eukaryota; Viridiplantae; Streptophyta; Magnoliopsida; Rosales; Rhamnaceae. Gene Ontology annotation, molecular function: methyl jasmonate esterase activity; methyl salicylate esterase activity; methyl indole-3-acetate esterase activity. Bases 212 to 1060 code for a protein of 282 amino acids. The transcript has 3 exons. The record is from RefSeq and is a predicted model, not a curated record. Gene Ontology annotation, biological process: jasmonic acid metabolic process; salicylic acid metabolic process.
GAAUGUGUGCUCUGCCCUUGUUAGAAUGUCCACUUCCAAUAAUAAAAAUAUAGACUUGAUUUUCAAGCAUAGAGCUGCGCAGAUAAAACUUUCACUCAUCCUCCUCCUCGAAAUCUCCACAACUUUAUUAAAUUCGAUUUUAUAAAUGUCCACUAAGGUGAAAAAUUAGAGUCGUAAACAGAAUUUAAAAAAAAAAAAAUUUAAACGAAAAAUGUUUCGAUUUCUCUUGCUUCUUAUUCUGGUUCAGUUGGUCUGCCAAGGAAAAUUCGCUGCAGCCAAGGAACAAAACCAUUUUAUUCUUGUUCAUGGGCUUGGCCAUGGGGCUUGGUGUUGGUACAAGAUCAUUCCACGCCUGGAAUCCGCAGGCCACCAGGUCACGGCUCUUGACCUUGCGGCUUCAGGCGUCAACAUGAAAUCCAUUGAAGAUGUUUACACCUUUGCUGACUACUCUAAGCCAUUGCUGGAUUUUCUGGCCACGCUUCCUCCACAUGAAAAGGUAAUUUUAGUAGGCCAUAGCUUGGGAGGGUUGAAUUUGGCCUUUGCCAUGGAGAAGUUCCCGCAAAAGAUCUCCAUCGCUGUUUUCUUUACAGCCUUUCUACCAGAUACUGUUCAUCAGCCGUCAUAUGUUUUGGAAGUAGAGAACAAAACGAGGAAACCAGAAGACGCUUGGUUGGACAGUAAAAUCACCUCCUAUGGAAGCCCUGAAAAGCCUUCAACUUCACUGCUUUUUGGUCCCAAGGAUUUGUCUUCCAAGCUCUACCAACUCUCCCCUAUAGAGGAUCUUGAGCUGGCUAAGACUUUGGUAAGGCCUGGAUCUAGCUUUAUUGAAGAUUUGUCUAAAGCAAAGAAAUUCACAGAGAGCAGAUAUGGAUCGGUUACGCGGGUUUUCAUUAUUUGCGACGAAGAUAAAGCAAUAAGAAGAGAAUUUCAGCAAUGGAUGAUUAAGAACAGUGGGACGAAAAACGUGAUGGAGAUUAGUGGAGCCGAUCAUAUGGCAAUGCUUUCGAAGCCACAACAAGUUUCAGAUUCGUUACUGAAGAUAGCAUAUCAUUUUGCUUGAACAUAUAGUCUAGGGGUUCUUGUUUUGAACUUCAGAAUCUGAUCCUCCAAGGGGAUCAAGCGCCUAUCAUUAUUGUAAGUAGUACAAACAAAUACAUAAGGUUGCCAUUAUGAUGCAUAUAUGCUUUAAUUGUUAUAAUAAAUUAGUGUCAGAUCCAAAAAAAAAAAAAUAAUAAUAAUUUGAGGUACACUACUUCAUAAUAACACGUUCUCUUUUUUAAAUUUAUGGUUUUGAA